CCACCGGCCACUAGUUUAGUUUUCGUAUCGCCGCGAGAGACACAGGCCGCGCGCGUUCAGCCAAUUAAAAAAAGUUUUCAACGCCACAACGGCCGGUUUUUAAAAACAAAAGUGACAGUUGACUCGCUUAACUAACUUUACCUCGAUUUUAAAAACAUUCGAACGUGAUAUUUGUGUUUGAAUACCAAGAACGGACUGUAGUGUUGUGUAGUAUGAUUUCGCAAUUAAAAUAAUACAAAAUGGAGGACGUUUAUACAAUUAAAGUGAGAACUAAGCCUGAUACGAGGAAUUCUUAUCCUUCUGAACGGAGGUAUUCGGCGUCUACAGUGUCAGGGCUAGCUUGGGUGCAUUUAGCUUUAGCUGCAACAUCGUUUCUAUUAGCAUGUUUAGCUUUAGUCAACCCACACUCCGGCAUAAAGCGAAUGACUUUAAAUGAUACGGAAGAGCGAACUGUAAACAAAAGUGAGCUGAUAUUUAAUUUAACGGAAUCUGUUGAAACGAAUGAUUUUGAAAACAGAACCAAUGAAGUGCCUUAUGAUACACAUGAAAGCAGCUAUAUUUUAGUCCUAGCUCCAACUAUAAUAACAGUUUUCGCAAUUGCUUCUAUUAUGGCUUCAGUGAGAUGGUACAUAGACCAUAAUAUAACAUGGUUAUUCAUAAUGUCUAUAUUAUCGACGAUUUUCGCAUUUGUAUCGUUCACAAUGAUCAUAGUCUGGUUUGUUUCUACAUCGAAUACGGAUUUUUCGGAAUUUUAUAAAGAUAAAAUACCAUUUAAAGAUCAAUUGGUUGUAAGACAUAGUGAUGUCUUGGUUAAGAAUGAAACGCAUUUGGUUAUUGCUUUAAAUCCGCCAAAAGAUGAUGAUGAAGAGGCAUAUGUAUUUACAAAACGAGUAUUGUCUAUUAAUAUAAUGAUAGCUGCUUUUCUAGAGCUUCUCUGGUCGAUUUUAAGCGUCAAAAUAUCAUUUAAAGGCAUGAGAACGAAUUACAAAGACGACACAGAACCGAGGAGCAACUGUAUAUCAGUAGUAACUACAAUAAAAGGUAAUAACACAAAGAAACUACCAAGAAAUACUAAGCUACUCCCUCCAAAGCCAGAUCUGAUCGAACACUAUCCAAGCAGAAAGAUAAAAAAGAUAUUCCUAGCACAAAGCGAUAACGGAUUUUAUUUAAAAGAUCAGAAUACAAAAAAACAAAACGACGACACAAGUUCCGAUUUGUACAAGGAGAGAAUGAUGAACUUUUUGAAUCGCUGCGCUCCCUCGGAAGUGUCCAAUCCGGAACAGACCCCCAGUGUCCAAUCGGAAGCUCUAAAUACUAUACCGGAAGUCACUAACGUACAGAUAAAUGAACGGGCCACGCCGGUAAGCUGGGGUGACACGCCUGACCACACGAUUUAUAACCAAAACAAUAUUAAUUUUGAAAAGAUUUUUAAUUUCGGGAAAGAGAAAGAAACAGAAGAAACUAAUGAUAAUGUGGAAUAAAACAGUAAAAAUAUAACACUUGAAUUAAAAACAAAGAAAGUAAGACUAAAAUGAAAAUAAGACUAAAAUAACAACGAAUCUAAGCUUUCCGAUUUCAGAAAAGACAUAGAAAACGAAGAUCUAUGUGAAAAUAUGCAUUAAAAGUAAAAAGUACUGUUGAAAAUACAAAUAAAAGUAGAUUUUCUAAGAGGAAAGCGAAGAAAAAAGUGAAAAUGCGUAUAAAUAAGACGGUAAAAACGUAGAAAGUGUCGUGUGGAGCGGAGCGUCGGACGAUAAUUAACUGCAGUGUGAUUACUCAUUAUGGCUUUGAAAGUCUAGAAUUUGCUUGCACCUUGAGGUGGUAAAAUAUUGUAAGAUUAUUUGCUUAAUUAUUUGGGUGUAUUAAAGUGCCGUAGGUUCAGAGAACGGAGUUUUUUGAAAAAAUGUACCGCUUUAGAUCAGAAUACGGUUGCAAAAAUUUGAAGAUUUUCUCUAGUGACUUCAUCGAUUCGAAUACUGUUUUUUUGACUUUUGCUCUAUAGAUCACGAACAUACCUAGCUCUAAAACGCACUAAAUUUAAUUUUUUGUAAAUAUGAAAAUUAACAAAAGCUAAAAUAUGAAAAUUGCAACUAAAAUUCGCAAUUUUUUUUUGAGAAAGCUCAUCGAUUACUUCGUUUUUGUAAAUACGUAUAACAAAUUAAAAUUCGCGAUCUCGAGCACGCACAUCCAUCUCGCUUAUGCUCAGUGAAAGAGAAUACGAACCUACGGAACCUUACGUUUUUCUUAGUGCUCAGAAGUGGGAUGUAUUGUAUAAUUGUAUAUGUGAUGAUUUCACGUUUUGUCAUAAUAUUGACAACUGGCACUAAAAACCUUUAGCUCGAAAACGGCACAUAUAAUAGGUAUGUGUUAAUAUGACUGCGUAUGUAUUAUGUACUUAUAAUUAAGUUUCUAUUGACCAAUAAUGAAUAAAUCAUUGAGAUCAGA
Messenger RNA from Cydia pomonella (codling moth), 2445 nucleotides. RefSeq lists its product as uncharacterized. Lineage: Eukaryota; Metazoa; Arthropoda; Insecta; Lepidoptera; Tortricidae. The coding region runs from base 240 to 1481 and encodes 413 amino acids. The transcript has a single exon. The record is from RefSeq and is a predicted model, not a curated record.